AUGGCUUUUAACGAGGAUGACGCUAGUGGGGUUCAUUUCCCCCAUAACGAUGCCUUGGUGGUGGAAGCCAUGAUAGGAAACCACACCGUGUGCAGAAUUCUGGUGGACAAUGGGAGCUCGGUGGACCUCCUAUACUCCGAUUGCUUGGAGAAAAUGGGAAUCCAAAAGGAACAACUGGAAAAAACCUCCCGACCGCUAUAUGGUUUCACUGGGGACUUUGUUAUCCCACAAGGGACUAUUCGGCUACCCAUAACCGCCGGAGAAAAACCUCGGCAGGCAACUACAAUGGCCAACUUCAUGGUCAGAAAAGGAGGCUCCCAGUAUAACGCGGUGGUCGGGAGACCAACCCUCCAGGCAUUGAGGGUAAUAACCUCCGUCUACCACCAAAAAGUCAAGUUCCCCACCCCAAAUGGCAUGGGAGAAAUGAAGAGCAACCAGUAUGAAGCCAGGGUUACGUACUCUGACGCCCUGUGCGGAUACGACCAGCUAGGAAGACAGGAGGCAAGGAUGGUUCAUCAGGGCCUCGUCGAAGACAUUGACCCUAGGAUCCAAGAGGACGUCACAUGGUCUCAACCCGUCGAGCAGUUGGAGGAAAUCCAAGUUGAUGAAGCCGAGCCCACCAAGGUACUAAAAGUGGGCUCAGGCUUAGCUCCGUCACUUAAAGGUGAGAUCGAAAAUUUCCUCAGGCAGAACCUAGAUGUCUUCGCCUGGAAUCAUUCUGACAUGAAAGGGAUCGACGCCGAGGUAAUAUGUCAUUCCCUAAACGUCGACCCCUCGUAUCCACCCAAGCACCAGAAACGUUGGCCGAUGAACCCCGAGAGAUAUAAAGCGCUGAAAGAAGAGGUCGACAAGUUGGUCAAAAAUGGGUUCAUCCAGGAGGCCCAUUACCCGCAUUGGGUAUCAAACCCCGUUCUAGUGAUCAAACCUAAUGGAAAUUGGAGGACAUGCGUUGACUUCAGCGACCUCAACAAAGCCUGCCCAAAGAAUGGCUUCCCACUCCCUCGGAUAGACCAAAUGGUCAACGCCACGGCGGGACACGAGAUGCUAAGCUUCAUGGAUGCCUAUUCCGGAUAUAACUAG
Molecule: messenger RNA, 1080 nt
Organism: Morus notabilis
Lineage: Eukaryota; Viridiplantae; Streptophyta; Magnoliopsida; Rosales; Moraceae
Exons: 1
Coding region: 1-1080 (359 amino acids)
Source: RefSeq, a predicted model, not a curated record